AUGCCACCCAGCAUCCGCGUGGUCGGAUCCCUCAAUGCGGACAUGGUCUCGGUGACGCCGCGCUGCCCCGAAGCAGGCGAAACCAUCACAUCGUCGGCGUACUUCACCAGCGCGGGCGGGAAAGGCGCAAACCAAGCCGUAGCCUGUGGGCGGAUGUCGCGCGCAGCCAGCCGGGGGCAGCAGCAGCAGCAGCAGCCGCCGGCAAGCGCAACAACGGUGCGAGUUGAAAUGGCCGGGGCGGUGGGCGGUCUGGACGGCCACUUCGAAGCGCUGUUGAAGCCGACGCUGGAGCAGUCGGGGGUGGAUACGUCGCGGGUGCAGAUCAUCGACACGGCAUAUACGGGAGUUGCGGUGAUUAUUGUGGACGAGUCGGCCGGGGGCGAGAACCGCAUCCUGUUCUCGCCUGGCGCCAAUUACCAGGGCAUGCGGGCGACGCCGGCCGUUCUGGGCAUGGCGCUGGCCGCGCCCGUGCCGGAUGUGAUCAUCCUGCAGGCUGAGAUCCCCGUGGCGACGGUGAUUGGCACGCUGCGUGAGAUUGCGGCGUACCGGCGGCGGCGGCGGCGGGUGGAGGGGAAGAGGGGGAUUGAGGUCGGGCCUGACGUGAUGUUUAACCCGGCGCCUGCGCCGCCGGGCGGGUUACCGGAGGAUGUGUAUGAGGGGGUGGACCAUUUGAUUAUGAAUGAGACCGAGGCGGAGUUGAUGGCUCCGCCGGGGCGUCCCGCGAGUGGGAGGGACCAGGUCGCCCGGUAUUUCCACCAGCUGGGGGUCCGGUAUGUGGUUGUGACGCUGGGGUCGAAGGGGGUGUGGUAUAGUGCGACGGAUGCCGGCGAGGGGAGCUACCGGGCUACGAAUGAGAUGCCCGCGGCCCAGGUCAGCAAGGUGCUGGAUACCACGGCGGCCGGGGAUACGUUUGUGGGAGCGUAUGCGGUGUCGGUGGCACGGUGGCGUGAGCAGCGUCGGGGGGAGGGCAAGGCAGGAUUGGAUCUGAGCGAGGAGGAGAAGGUUCUACGGUAUACGAAGGUUCUGGACGAGGCCAUGGAAGUGUCCACUCGAGCAUCCGCACGUUGCGUGGAGCGGCAGGGAGCGAUGGAUAGUAUUCCGUGGGAGGAUGAAAUAUGUCCCACACUCAGAGACCCGGUUCCAUGA
Molecule: messenger RNA, 1146 nt
Organism: Aspergillus ochraceoroseus IBT 24754
Lineage: Eukaryota; Fungi; Ascomycota; Eurotiomycetes; Eurotiales; Aspergillaceae
Product: ribokinase
Exons: 1
Coding region: 1-1146 (381 amino acids)
Biological process (GO): D-ribose metabolic process
Molecular function (GO): ribokinase activity
Source: RefSeq, a predicted model, not a curated record